Molecule: messenger RNA, 825 nt
Organism: Necator americanus (New World hookworm)
Lineage: Eukaryota; Metazoa; Nematoda; Chromadorea; Rhabditida; Ancylostomatidae
Exons: 7
Coding region: 1-825 (274 amino acids)
Source: RefSeq, a predicted model, not a curated record
AUGCAUAUUUUUCAGGAUUACGAACUAAUGCGUUACGUUGUUUACGUUUUAUUGAUCUCACCAUUGAUUUCCGUGUGUAACACCGUAAAUUCUGCUGGCCAACUAAUCACAGAUAAUGUCGGAGACGUUGCUACCUCAAAUCCACUUAUUUCGGAGUUUCGACGCGAACGCAGGGAACGUCGUCUUCUUCGUAAAAAGAAACAAAGAAUGAGGGAACUUCGUGAAGAGAUCCGAACCUUAACGAUGUCACUUCAUCAAACGCAUGAUGGAUCUGUUUUGGAAAGAACAGAAUUGAAACAGAAACAAAAAAGGCGUGGUCGAAAAGGAGUGAAAUGGCGGAAAAAUUUACUGGAGAAACUUAAAGCUAUUGUUCGUCGAUUGGAUCGGAUGGAAAGGAGGAUCAUCGCGGUUGAGCCGUUGCUAACUUCUGAAGUCGCAGUCAACACCACUUCUGAAUCGUUAUCACGGACGACCAGUACAGUAGUUACGAAUGGGACGAUGAAUUUAAAGAUUAAACGGAUUCAACCUGCAAUCACAAGAUCACGCAGUGGAGAAAACGGAACAAUAUGCGCUACACAUAAAGAUUGUCGGCCAGGUCAUUGCUGCCAUCAUUUCGUCACGAAGAAAAGCUCCAGCUAUCUUUGUGUUGUCCAUGAAUUUCCUGAGAAUGUGUUUUGCAUAGACGGUUGUCAAUGUUCUACACAUCUGAAUUGUUUCUUGCCUGAAGGAAAUGCAACGGAGGCAUUCUGCAAAAAGGCGUCUUCCUUCGACAUUCUUAAAGGCUCAUACCUGUACAGGCAAGAUUCGGCCGUGAUCGAUGCUUAG